AUGGACGAUCCCUUCAGCCCCUCCGCUCUGCCGGCGGCGCCCAACCUCUCGGCGCCCCUCCUGCCCAACUGGGGUCUCAACCUGACUUCGGGGUCGCCGCCACCGUCGUCUCGAGGGCCCCCCAGCCACCGGGUCCGUCUGGUCUUCCUGGGGGUCAUCGUGGUGGCGGCCGUGACCGGAAACUGCACGGUGCUGUGUCGCCUGUGUGGCGGAGCCUGGGCGGGUCCCAAGCGUCGCCAAAUGGACUUGCUGCUGGCCCAGCUGGCGGUGGCCGACCUGUGCGCGUGCGGGGGCGCGGCGCUGUCGCAGCUGGCCUGGCACGUGCUGGGCGAUCCCCGGGUGGCCGUGGGCGACUGGGCGUGCCGCUUCGCUCAGCUGCUGCGGGUAUCGGGCCGGGGGGCCUCGGCCCACCUCGUGGCGCUCAUCGCCCUGGAGCGCCGGCGCGCCGUGCGCCGUCCCCAAGGUCCGCCGCUGCCCGCGCGCGCCCUGGCCACCGUCGGCUGGCUGCUGGCGCUGCUGCUGGCGCUGCCCUCGACCUUCGCGGUGCGCUGGGACGCGGCCACCCCGUUGCCCACCGUGUCCCCGGCUGCCCGAGCCGGGUCCGGGGAACGUCGCUGCCGGGGUAUCUUUGCGCCCCAGGCGCGAUGGCACCUGCAGGCGUUCGCGCUCUACGAGGCGCUCGUGGGCUUCGCGGCGCCCGUCGCGGUCAUGGGCGUCGCGUGCGGCCACCUGCUGUGUUUCUGGUGGCGGCGGCGCCGGCCACGAGUCCCCCGGGAGGCUGCAGCGCCCAGGUCGCCGGCGACUCCGGCCCGUGUCCUCGCGCCCAGCGCGCUGCCCCGCGCCAGAGUGCAGAGCCUGAAGAUGUGCCUGGCGCUGGCGCUGCUCUUCGUGGGCUGCGAGCUGCCCGGCUUCGCCGCCGGCUUGGCUGCCGCCUGGUCUUCCGGGCCCGCGGGUGAUUGGGAGGGAGAGGACCCGGCGGCGGCGCUGCGCGUCGUAGGGGUGGCCAACAGCGCUCUCGACCCUUUCGUCUACCUCUUCUUCCAGGCGGGGGACAGCGGGUUCUGGCGGCGGCUACGGAGGCGCCUCGGAGUUGUGUGCGGUGGCGCACGGGAGGAUCACCAGGGGGUCGGGAGCCACCAGGCACUCCACCGCCAGCGCUGGCCGCGUCCCCAUUAUCACCAUGCCCGGAGGGAUCAGAGGGACCCGGACUGCCAGCGACCACCCCCGCCGCGCCCCUGGCCUUUGCCUUGUUCCUGCGAAAGCGCCUUCUAGGUGCUGCGCCGCCGAGGCUGGACGUCUGUCCUCCAGGGCGACUCGAGGCCGGCGGGCGGGGGUCUGCCCAGAUCACAACAGGCAAGACCAGGAAGGGCGGAAGCUGUCCCCUUCCUCUGGGCUCUUAUUAUAUCUCCUUCUAAUAUGCCCACUGAUCUGACGCUUACUGUUUAUUUUCUUCACUCCAGUUCCUCUCGAACUCUCUAUUUACAGAAGACAGAGCAAGCUCCUGGGGGUUAAAAAAAAUACAGUUCCAGAGUUAUUAUUUUUGCAAUUCUCUUCCCUACUCCCACUGUGUUCUGGAUAAGACCAUUUCCUUAAACUGAAUUGCCAAACUUUCACUCUUUGCUGUGUUGCUACGUUCUUUGGUUGUUUUGAACUGCGCAGUAAGUCAUGUGCACCUGGUGGAUCAACAGCUUGGCUGCCCCACGAGGAAGCUCCCCACCUUGCUCUUCCCGCAGAGGUUGGGAAGUUGUACCGGGAACACUGUCAGAAAAGCAAUCGUGUUGCCACUUCAGCAGCCGAACAUGGGUAAAAUAGAAACA
This is a messenger RNA of Jaculus jaculus (lesser Egyptian jerboa), 1817 nucleotides long. RefSeq names its product G protein-coupled receptor 150 (gene Gpr150). Bases 1 to 1272 code for a protein of 423 amino acids. Gene Ontology annotation, biological process: neuropeptide signaling pathway. The transcript has a single exon. NCBI's taxonomy places the organism in Eukaryota, Metazoa, Chordata, Mammalia, Rodentia, Dipodidae. The record is from RefSeq and is a predicted model, not a curated record. Gene Ontology annotation, molecular function: corazonin receptor activity. Gene Ontology annotation, cellular component: membrane.